Halichondria panicea is the source of this 2198-nucleotide messenger RNA. Its product is annotated as E3 ubiquitin-protein ligase TRAF7-like. Lineage: Eukaryota; Metazoa; Porifera; Demospongiae; Suberitida; Halichondriidae. Gene Ontology annotation, molecular function: protein binding; zinc ion binding. The record is from RefSeq and is a predicted model, not a curated record. The transcript is spliced from 19 exons. The coding region runs from base 102 to 2084 and encodes 660 amino acids.
UGUUAUUGAAUGGGCGUGUCUUGCUAGGAUAAUUCAUGGCCGGGAGACACACGGUACACACACAACAUGAUGACAGUGCUGCUCUGCUAUAGUUAGCUGUCAUGUGGAGACCCAACUACGAGGACGAGGGUGCCAAGGCACACACACUGGGAUUCAUUAACGGUGAUAAGAAAGGGUUCAGAUCACCGAGGUCUGGACGAAGCUCAAUAUCAUCUUCAAACGAGGCGUACUCUCGCGGCCACCGGCGGUCCCAGUCCAACACAUCCACCAUUUCAUCAAUGUCUAGAGUCAGCUUCAACUCUGAAACCCUCUAUCCUGUGGCCGACAGAUGUUCUACGCCCACGAACUUCCAGCGUACCCUCUCCACAGCCUCCACCCGCUCUGUGGCUGGCUCCCCGGCUGUUAGUCAUGAGGAGGAGCUGAGGGAAGUCCUCGUGUUAGCAGAGGCAGCACGUAACGAGACUCUCCUCUGUCCCCUGUGUAGGGGGGUGUUCAGGGACCCCUACAUUGCCACCUGUGGGCAUUCCUUUUGUCGCCCCUGCUACUCCAGUCGAGCAGAGGUGUGUCCCCUGGACAACAAUCAGCUCUCCAUGGUGGUCAGGAACUUAGCCAUAGCUGACCAGGUGGGGGAGCUGUUGAUCCACUGUCGCUAUGGUUGCAAGCCCUCCCAGGAGAUACCGGGAGGCUAUGAGGUGGACACUUCAGGUUGUCCCAUGUUGAUCAAGCUGAGUGUCCGUAGUGACCAUGAGAAGGACUGCCAGUACGCCCCUGUUGGCUGUCCCAAUAGCUCCAAGUGUCCCCUCCUGCUCAAGAAGGACCUCCCUGAUCACCUCAAGCAAUGUGGCAAUGUGCGAUGUCCACAUCUCAAAUACACUUGCUUGUUUGAGGGUACACGUGAGGAUAUGACUGAGCACCUGGAGAACAGCUGCAAGUACGAGGGGCUCAAGGGUUUCCUCGGCCGCACAGAGGAUCAGAUAUCAGAUCUCACUGACGAACUGAAACGGAAAGAUGAAGAAAUCAUGUUUCUGCGAUCAAUGCUGGCUAACCUUUCAGAAAAAGUGGAGCAUCUCGAGAAAUCUUCAGAGAAACAACUAGAGUUGCUUGAUGAUAGACAGAUCAAGCUGCAAAGAGAAGUAGUAGACGCAAGGCAUGGGGUCAACUUUGUCAUGAAUGAGCUGCAGCAUGUACAAGUACAACUGGGCGUGGCAGGAACUAUGGACUCUCACCAUUUGUUUAAAUGCAAGGGCACUUUUGUGGGACACGCUGGUCCUGUGUGGGCGUUAUGUGUGUCUGGUGACAAGCUGUUCAGUGCGUCCUCAGAUAACACCAUCAAGGUGUGGGACACUACAAGUUUCAAGUGCCUCAACACUCUGACUGGUCAUGAUGGAAUAGUACUUGCACUCUGCACUUUGGGUGAGAAGUUUCUGUACAGUGGUUCAGUUGACCACAGUGUCAAGAAGUGGGACAUGGAGACACUGGAGGUGAUUGCCACAAUCCCUGCCCACGAGAACCCUGUCAGUUCCCUCACUCUCAACGGAUCACGCCUCUACUCUGGAUCACUCAAGAGCAUCAAUGUGUGGGACAUUGAGAGCAACAAGCUGGUGAGAGCAUUACCCACCCAGAACCACUGGGUGAGAGCUCUGGUGACCUAUGAGAAGUACCUCUACUCAGGCUCCUAUCAGGCAGUCAAGAUAUGGACACUGGAGACUUUUGAGUGUGUCCGAGUGCUCCAGUGUCAAGGAGGGGGCAGUGUGUACUCUCUGGCCGUCACUAAUCAACACAUCAUCUGUGGCACCUACGAAAACAAGAUCAACGUAUGGGAUGUUAAGAGUCUAGAGUCUGUGGCUGAGCUUACUGGCCAUGUAGGUAUCAUCUAUUCCCUCCAAGUCAUAGAGGGACCCACUCCCGGCGGUACCAGACUGUUCAGCGCCUGCUAUGACAAGACCCUCAGAGUAUGGAACAUGGAGCACAUGACUUGUGCCCAGACUCUGAUCAGACAUGACAGUAGCGUCACGUGUCUGGCUAUACAGAGAGGACGCCUCUUCUCCGGCUCUGUGGACAGCACCAUCAAGGUGUGGCAGUAAAGACCACACCCCCAGUGGAAGAAUCCCUUCAAGUGCCCUAACAUGAACUCUUUUAUUAUUAUAUAGCUCUCAAUGCAUUCAUUUCACCUUCAUAAAUUAAUAUCUAUCAAAUAA